Molecule: messenger RNA, 3810 nt
Organism: Sinocyclocheilus grahami
Lineage: Eukaryota; Metazoa; Chordata; Actinopteri; Cypriniformes; Cyprinidae
Product: solute carrier family 12 member 3-like
Exons: 35
Coding region: 1-3810 (1269 amino acids)
Biological process (GO): sodium ion homeostasis; potassium ion homeostasis; chloride ion homeostasis
Cellular component (GO): apical plasma membrane
Molecular function (GO): sodium:potassium:chloride symporter activity
Source: RefSeq, a predicted model, not a curated record
AUGUCCAAAUAUAUCGAACGCAUCAGGAACCUAAUCCCGGGUCUGCGCCGUCCCAACAAUGGCCCACCUCAAGGAGACGUUACCGUGGAUAUGGGGGAGGCUGAUUUUGGGAAGGAGAAGGACAUGAGAAAAAUGUCAUUCUUCAAUCCACUCGAUCCCGUGCCAAAAUAUGACUUUUAUGCCAAAGACACUUGGGCAGGACGUAUUAAAAAAACCAGACCAUCACUGGAUGUUCUACGCAAACCACCUGAUGAUCUUCCUCCACCACCAGAGGAAGAUGGACGGCCCAAAGUCAAGCUUGUUCGCUUUGGAUGGGUUCUGGGAGUCAUGAUUCGCGCUAUGUUAAACAUCUGGGGAGUCAUUAUGUACCUGCGGCUGCCGUGGAUCACGUCUCAAGCCGGACUCAUUCUGACAUACGUCAUUAUCUUCAUGUCUAUCGUCGUCACAACAAUCACGGCGACGUCGGUGUCUGCAAUCUCUACCAACGGGAAGAUCUACUCUGGUGGCACGUACUUCAUGAUCUCUCGGAGUCUGGGUCCUGAGCUCGGAGCGCCCAUCGGUUUGCUCUUUGCGUUCGCCAACGCUAUCGCCUGUGCGCUCCACACAGUGGGGUUUGCCGAGACCGUCCGAGAUCUUCUCAAAGACUAUGAUUCUCAGAUGGUGGACGAUGUCAAUGAUGUGAGGAUCGUUGGGGCAAUUACUGUCGUCAUUCUCCUCUGCAUCACAUUCGCUGGCAUGGCUUGGGAGGCGAAGGCUCAGAUCCUGUUCUUCAUCGCCAUCAUGCUGUCCUUAAUUAAUUAUUUCGUGGGGACCGUCAUUCCCACCAACAGAGAAAAGGAGUCUGUGGGAUUUUUCGGCUACCGUGGUGACAUUUUCGUGGAGAAUCUGCUGCCUUCCUUCCGAGGCCCAAAUGGAUAUUUCUUUAGGUUGUUCGCCAUCUUCUUCCCGGCUGCCACCGGAAUUCUGUCUGGAGUCAACAUCUGUGGAGAUCUCAAGGAUCCAACGGGUGGGAUCCCUAAAGGGACCCUGCUGGCCAUACUCUGGACCACCUUGAGUUAUUUAUUGAUCUCAGUCACGUGUGCUGCAACUGUUGUAAGAGACGCUUCUGGGAAUGUGAACGAUAGUUUAGCCCUGACAAAUUUCACAACCCACUGCACCGGCCUGGGCUGUAAAUUAGGCUGGAAUUUUGACCGGUGUGAACAGAACCGCACAUGUAGCCAUGGACUGGCAAACAACCUCCGGGUGAGUUGGAGGCCAGAGUAUCAUUUCUAUUCUCCAUGGACGUCUCUGUUUGGGUCUUUCUUGUCAUUCAUCCUCAUGUUUCUGUUCACAUGGUGGGCCGCUCUCGUCACUUUCUUUAUCGUCCUCUUCCUCCUUGGCUACGUUACUUAUACAAAACCUAAGGUGAACUGGGGCACGUCUUAUCAGGCGGGUUUCUACAACAUGGCUUUGUCCUUCUCGAUGUCUUUGUCUGGUGUUGAAGACCACGUCAAAAACUACAGGCCUCAGUGUCUCGUUCUGACCGGUCCUCCUAACGUCCGUCCUGCUCUGGUGGACUUUGUGGGCACUUUCACCAAAAACAUCAGCCUGAUGAUCUGUGGGAACAUUAUCCUGGAGGAUGAGAAGUCCAGUUUCCCGCAGCACAGCUCCGAUAUGCUGGUGGACUGGCUCAAUCAGAGGAAAGUUCGUUCUUUCUACACGUCCUUCACCGCUGACAGUCUGAAAGAGGGCACACAUAAUCUCAUGCAGGCUUCAGGUCUCGGUAAACUGAAGCCCAACACUCUGGUUUUGGGAUACAAGAUGAACUGGCAGGAAUGUAAACCGGAGAGCUUACAGGACUACGUCAACACCAUCAGCGAUGCAUUCGACUCCAGCUACGGCAUCGCCAUCCUGAGAAUGAUGGACGGAUUGGACGUAACAGAUAAUGUGCACAGUGCAGAUGGAUCAUCUGCAAUUGACAAUCCAGCAUUCGACGCAGAGGAAGUCCAAUACGAAAAGGAUGAGACCGACCGGAAUUCAGAUAUUUCUGACGAUGGCUCGAAUGAGCAGGUCAGAUCGGUGUUUCAGACGAAACAGGGCAGGAAGAGCAUCGACAUCUACUGGAUCUCUGAUGAUGGAGGUCUGACUCUUUUAGUGCCAUAUUUGUUGACCAGAAGAAACCGCUGGAAAAAGUGCAAACUCCGAGUGUUUAUCUUAGGAGACCAGGAGACCAUAAAGGAAGACCGUAAAGACAUGAAGAUGCUGUUAAAGAGAUUCCGGCUGGAGAUCGAGGACCUUGUCAUAAUAACAGACGUGGAUAAAGCUCCGCUACCGAAAAAUUUGCAGCGGUACGAGGAAACCAUCGCCCCCUUCAGGCUGAGUGAAGAACAGGCUGGAGGAGACGUACAGGAGCUCAAGAGACUGAGUCCAUGGAAAAUAUCCAACAAAGACCUGGAGGCCAUACAACCAAAGAUCGAGAGCACACUGCGACUAAACGAGAUCAUCAAGAAGAACUCCAUCCACGCGGCUCUGGUUGCAAUUUCUCUUCCAGUCCCUGAUGUCACCUGUCCUAGUUCUCUCUAUAUGUCCUGGAUGGACGCUCUGAGCUACGGCAUCCACUGUCCCGUCCUGCUCAUACGAGGAAACCAGGAGAACGUCAUGACCUUCUACUGCCACUUGACAGUUAAAAUCACCAUCCUCUCAUCCUUGCGUUUCACAGAUAAAAGCUGUCUGUGUAAGGAUAACAUCUACCCCUACAUCGGCUUCUUUGGAAAAGGUUACGGGAAAAACAACGAGCCUCUUUUCCCGCAGCACAGCUCCGAUAUGCUGGUGGACUGGCUCAAUCAGAGGAAAGUUCGUUCUUUCUACACGUCCUUCACCGCUGACAGUCUGAAAGAGGGCACACAUAAUCUCAUGCAGGCUUCAGGUCUCGGUAAACUGAAGCCCAACACUCUGGUUUUGGGAUACAAGAUGAACUGGCAGGAAUGUAAACCGGAGAGCUUACAGGACUACGUCAACACCAUCAGCGAUGCAUUCGACUCCAGCUACGGCAUCGCGAUCCUGAGAAUGAUGGACGGAUUGGACGUAAUGGCUGAUUUGCACAGCGCAGGCAGAUCAUCUGCUAUUGAUAACCCGGCAUUCGACGCAGAUGAAGUUCCACAAUGUGGAAAGGACGAGACCGACCAGAAUUCAGAUAUUUCUGACGAUGGCUCGAAUGAGCAGGUCAGAUCGGUGUUUCAGACGAAACAGGGCAGGAAGAGCAUCGACAUCUACUGGAUCUCUGAUGAUGGAGGUCUGACUCUUUUAGUGCCAUAUUUGUUGACCAGAAGGAACCGCUGGAAAAAGAGCAAACUCCGAGUGUUUAUCUUAGGAGGCCGAGAAACCAUGGAGGAAGACCGCAAAGACAUGAAGAUGCUGUUAAAGAGAUUCCGGCUGGAGAUCGAGGACAUCGUCGUGAUAACAGACGUGGAUAAAGCUCCUCUAGCGAAAACUUUGCAGCGGUACGAGGAAACCAUCGCCCCCUUCAGGCUGAGUGAAGAACAGGCUGGAGGAGACGUACAGGAGCUCAAGAGACUGAGUCCAUGGAAAAUAUCCAACAAAGACCUGGAGGCCAUACAGCCAAAGCUGGAGAGGACAGUGAGACUAAAUGAGAUAAUCAAGAAGAACUCAAUCCACGCUGCUCUGGUUGUAAUUUCUCUUCCAGUCCCUGAUGUCACCUGUCCUAGUUCUCUCUAUAUGUCCUGGAUGGACGCUCUGAGCUACGGCAUCCACUGUCCCGUCCUGCUCAUACGAGGAAACCAGGAGAACGUCAUGACCUUCUACUGUCAGUAA